Molecule: messenger RNA, 1626 nt
Organism: Aplosporella prunicola CBS 121167
Lineage: Eukaryota; Fungi; Ascomycota; Dothideomycetes; Botryosphaeriales; Aplosporellaceae
Exons: 2
Coding region: 457-1146 (229 amino acids)
Source: RefSeq, a predicted model, not a curated record
CGUUGGUUGUUUGGCGCGAGCGGGGAGGAAAGGCCACGGCGUGGGGCGGGCCGCCGUUCGCUUGGCUUGUGUUGGGCUGACAUCUUUGCUGUGACUCUCUGCUGCAUGCGGCUGCUAUAAGGGCCGGCCACCGCCGCCGCCUCGACGACUCUCAUCAUCCCCGUCCGUCUGUCUUCUGUUUUCUCUUUUCUAUAAUUCUGAGAUACCCUUUGGUUUUGCGUUCUCUCUCUCCUUGCUUGGUUGUUUACCGCUAUCCGCAUUCUUCCAAACCACGCUCUCAUCUCAUCUCCCGCGUGCACUUUCGUCAUUCCGGCACUGCUGCCAUAAUCCCGCCUCGACAUACUUAGAGAGCGCGCAUCCUAAUCGCCUGUGCGACCACCGCCAACCAACCAACCCUACAAAACCAGGCGGCCACCGACCGACAGUUACCAUCACCACCACCCAACAACAACAACCAUGUCUUUCCGCCGGCACGCCCUAGCAGGGCUUCUUCUCUUCCUCCAGCUCAGCAGCACCGCUACGGCUCUCCCUCUUCCCACCUCCACACUCGCCAUCCACGCAGCAUCAACCCCCAGCCCCCUCGCAGGCGGCUACGCGCCCGCACGCGCCUACCCUGCCGCGCCCGCGCUGGCACUACCGCCCACUCACGUCGAGGGUGGCGUCGCUCCCGCGUCGGCCGGACGCGCUAGCAACGGUCGGGACAGCGCGAACCGCGCAUUCGUCGAGGAAAUGGCGAGCGAGGGCGCCGGGGGAUGGUGGCUGGGCGAGCCGGAGCGGCACGUUGCUGCUCUGAGGAUCGUAGUCGCGGUGCUGGUGCUUCUGUGCAUGGUUGAGGUUGCGGGCGACGUUGUUGAUGCUUGCAGGAGGGCACGCAAGUGGCUGGCCGCAAGAUUCGAGGCUGAGAAGGCGGCGCGCGGCAGCGCGAGGUGGAGCACUAGGGGCGCGAUCCGGUUGAGGGGCGACGAGCUCGCGUGGUGGCAGACUGAGGGCGGAAGCCCGCUGGAGAGCAUCCCUGAAGAGGAGGAAGAAGACGAGAAGAAGACGUUUGUGGUCAUCAGCGUGACAGAGGUCGACGCGGACGAGGACGUGGAUCUCGAGAGCGGCACGGCCGCCGUAUUGAGCGAGAAGAGCGCGGCGAGUGCAUAAAGAGCGCGGCUGGUCCCGCCUCUUUUGCUUCGCUAUCAUAUUGGGUUGGGAUUUGGGAUUGGGAAAAAAGGGUAAAAAGAGGCCGCCAUGGACUGGCUGUCCCACUACUCUCUUCUGCUUCUGUUCUUCUUCUGUUCACGGUUACAUGGCCACGGCCGCCGUUUCACGAUUUCCUUUACGUUCAUGUUUAUUUUUAUGUUGGCGGCGAUAUACCACGGAUCACAGGAUGGAAAUGGGACGCAUCUGCUUCAGAGCCGCCACUCGUCCAACGCAGGCGAGCGAGCUGGUAAAAACCUAAACAAAUACACCUACCUACUACCAUGUUUCCGUCUCCUGCCUUUUGUUUUUUUGUCGUCGGCAUGGCCUUGCAACGUUCGUCACUGCUAAACCGAGAUGCACCGUAUAGCGAGACAGAGAGCGAUACAAGCAGUCCGUACGGAGUACUCGCCUAGUUCCCAGCCCGAGUCCUAGGUAUGGGUG